Clonostachys solani is the source of this 888-nucleotide messenger RNA. NCBI's taxonomy places the organism in Eukaryota, Fungi, Ascomycota, Sordariomycetes, Hypocreales, Bionectriaceae. The record is from the annotation of a GenBank genome assembly.
AUGGAUGUAUCGGCAGGGUUGGCUAGUUCCAAAAGGUUUACGACUACCUACAUCAUCGAGCCACUCUCGGCCCAUGCACACAGUCUAAUCCUAAUGCAUGGCUUGGGGUCUAAUGGAAAGGAAUUUGGCUCUGAACUCCUCAAGACAGGUCUCAGCUCUGAUGGUCGUAGCUUACCGCAACUACUGCCAGGCGCGCGAUUCAUUUUCCCAACAGCAAAGCGACGUCGCUCACGCGCCUUCAGCCGUUCUAAAUUGACGCAAUGGUUUGACAUGGCGUCCUUGGAUGAUCCAUCCUAUAGGGAGUAUACCCAGCUUGAGGGUCUGGAAGAGUCACUUCAUCAGGUGCUUGAGUUGCUUAGUGAAGAGGUGGGCAAGGUUUCGGCACAGAAUGUUCUUCUCGGAGGCCUCAGCCAAGGCAUGGCAAUGUCCGCUAUUUGCUUGCUUUAUCUGGAAUUUCCUUUGGGAGGGUUCAUCGGCAUGAGUGGAUGGUUGCCCUACAGCAAAGACCUGCGGGAAGUCUUGAAGAAUGAUGCCGAAAAUAAUCCGUUUGGUGAGGACCCUUUCGAUGUCCCUGAUGGCAGAAAAUCGGAAGAGCAAGAGCCAAUUCACAAAGCGGUGGACUUUAUUCGGGAUCUGCUUGGGGGUGACCGCCAGGCUCUUUCGCGGAAUGCGCUUGCAACGCCUGUUUUUCUUGGGCAUGGCACGGCAGAUGAGAAGGUUGCCCCCGAGUUGGGAGAGAGCGCAUGCAGUACCCUUCGGGAAAUUGGAUUCAAGGUCUUGUGGAGGGCUUAUCAGGGCCAGGGGCAUUGGUACAAGGUUCCCGAAGAGAUAGACGACAUUCUGGCUUUCAUGAGUACCGAGAUGAAGUGGCCAGUAGGGAACAAUUAA